Molecule: messenger RNA, 362 nt
Organism: Neolamprologus brichardi
Lineage: Eukaryota; Metazoa; Chordata; Actinopteri; Cichliformes; Cichlidae
Source: RefSeq, a predicted model, not a curated record
CAUCACAGACCUGGUGGCUAUCUCGGUCUUCAUCUUUGGGUUCCUGCUGCGGCUGGAGCCUGAGCCCUACAUGGGAUAUGGCCGCGUCAUCUAUUGCGUCGACAUCAUCUUCUGGUACAUCCGAGUUCUUGACAUCUUCGGAGUAAACAAAUACCUGGGGCCCUAUGUCAUGAUGAUCGGCAAAAUGAUGAUCGACAUGUUGUACUUCGUGGUUAUCAUGCUGGUGGUGCUGAUGAGUUUUGGUGUAGCUCGGCAGGCCAUCCUCCACCCAGAUGAGGAGCCGACGUGGCGCUUGGCCCGCAACAUCUUCUACAUGCCCUACUGGAUGAUCUACGGAGAGGUGUUUGCCGACUCCAUAGACC